Messenger RNA from Austrofundulus limnaeus, 1765 nucleotides. It is a transcript of the gene cry2, whose product is annotated as cryptochrome circadian regulator 2. Lineage: Eukaryota; Metazoa; Chordata; Actinopteri; Cyprinodontiformes; Rivulidae. The record is from RefSeq and is a predicted model, not a curated record. The transcript is spliced from 11 exons. The coding region runs from base 128 to 1756 and encodes 542 amino acids. Gene Ontology annotation, biological process: entrainment of circadian clock by photoperiod; circadian regulation of gene expression; negative regulation of DNA-templated transcription. Gene Ontology annotation, cellular component: cytoplasm; nucleus. Gene Ontology annotation, molecular function: FAD binding; DNA binding.
UGAUGUUUCUGUACAGAGAGUGGUCCAAAUCUGCAGCUCGUUCCGGAGGUUUCCGCUGCGCUUUUCGGAAUCUUAUUUUUUAAUUAUUAUUUUAGAUUAAAUUUAAACGGAUGAUUAGAAGGACACCAUGGUUGUGAAUUCCGUGCACUGGUUCCGCAAAGGUCUGCGGCUGCACGAUAACCCGGCUCUCCAGGAGGCCCUGAGCGGAGCGGACACGGUGCGCUGUGUUUAUAUCCUGGACCCCUGGUUCGCUGGAGCCGCUAAUGUCGGAAUCAACCGAUGGAGGUUUCUGCUGGAGGCUCUGGGGGAUCUGGACAACAGUCUGAAGAAGCUCAACUCCAGGCUGUUUGUGGUCCGAGGACAGCCCACCGAUGUCUUCCCCAGACUCUUUAAGGAGUGGAACGUGACCCGGCUCACCUUCGAGUUGGACCCUGAGCCGUACGGGAAGGAGAGGGACGGUGCCAUCAUCAAGAUGGCGCAGGAGUUCGGCGUGGAGACGGUGGUCAGGAACUCCCACACUCUCUACAGCCUGGACAGGAUCAUCGAGAUGAACAACAACAGCCCCCCGCUGACCUUCAAGCGCUUUCAGACCAUCGUGAGCCGGCUGGAGUUACCCAGGAGACCCCUGGCUCCCGUCAGCCAGCAGCAGAUGAGCAGAUGUCUGACCAACAUAUCUGACAACCACGACCAGCUCUACAGCAUCCCCUCCCUGGAGGAGCUGGGUUUCAGGACGGAGGGCUUGCCUCCAGCUGUGUGGCGGGGGGGAGAGUCCGAGGCGUUGGAGCGACUGGGCAAACACCUGGACAGGAAGGUGUGGGUCGCCAGCACCCGGGUCAAGACUUGCUCUCUGUACGCCAGUCCCACGGGCCUCAGCCCCUACCUGCGCUUCGGCUGCCUGUCCUGCAGGGUCCUGUACUACAACCUGAGAGAGAUCUACAUGAAGCUGUGUAAGCGCAGCAGUCCUCCUCUGUCGCUGUACGGUCAGCUGCUGUGGAGGGAGUUCUUCUACACGGCCGCCACCAACAACCCAAACUUUGACCGCAUGGAGGGAAACCCCAUCUGUGUGCAGAUCCCCUGGGACCAGAACCCAGAGGCGCUGGCCAAGUGGGCCGAGGGUCGCACCGGUUUCCCCUGGAUUGACGCCAUCAUGACCCAGCUGAGGCAGGAGGGCUGGAUCCACCACCGGGCCCGGCACGCCGUGGCCUGCUUCCUGACCCGGGGCGACCUGUGGAUCAGCUGGGAGAGCGGCAUGAAGGUGUUCGAGGAGCAGCUGCUGGACGCAGACUGGAGCGUGAACGCUGGCAGCUGGAUGUGGCUCUCCUGCAGUGCCUUCUUCCAGCAGUUCUUCCACUGCUACUGUCCCGUGGGCUUCGGCAGGAGGACCGACCCGUCUGGAGACUACAUCAGGCGGUACGUCCCCGUCCUGAAGGACUACCCCAACCGCUACAUCUACGAGCCGUGGAACGCCCCCGAGUCCCUGCAGAAGACCGCCAACUGUGUGGUGGGCGUGGACUACCCCAAACCCAUGAUCAACCACGCCGAGGGCAGCCGGCUCAACAUCGAGCGCAUGAAGCAGGUCUACCAGCAGCUGUCCCACUACAGAGGACUGAGUCUUCUAGCUUCAGUUCCUACGAUCCAGGAGGAGGCGGAGCCACCGAUGACAGAUGAGUCUCAGAGCAGCAGUGGACCAGGUAUGAGGACACCUGGUCAGGUGUCAGAUGAUGUAAUGUUGGACACCUGGUCAGGUGUCAGAUGAUGUAAUGUU